Messenger RNA from Equus caballus (horse), 1014 nucleotides. RefSeq names its product trace amine-associated receptor 5 (gene TAAR5). Gene Ontology annotation, biological process: cell surface receptor signaling pathway; G protein-coupled receptor signaling pathway. Gene Ontology annotation, cellular component: membrane. NCBI's taxonomy places the organism in Eukaryota, Metazoa, Chordata, Mammalia, Perissodactyla, Equidae. The record is from RefSeq and is a predicted model, not a curated record. Gene Ontology annotation, molecular function: trace-amine receptor activity.
AUGAGCACUGUCCUUGACCGAGGUGCUGAAGGACACCCCGCGGCGUUCUGCUACCAGGGGAAUGGGUCUUGCCCCAGGAGGGUCCAUCCACUGGGCAUCCAGUUGGUGAUCUACCUGGCUUGUGCAGCAGGCAUGCUGAUUACAGUCCUAGGAAAUUUGUUUGUGGUGCUUGCUGUGGCCUACUUCAAGGCACUUCACACUCCCACCAACCUCUUGUUGCUUUCUCUGGCCCUGGCUGACCUGUUGCUGGGUCUGCUGGUGCUGCCCUUCAGCAUCAUUCGCUCCGUGGAGAGCUGCUGGUUCUUCGGAGACUUCCUCUGCCGCCUGCAUACCUAUCUGGACACCCUUUUCUGCCUCACCUCCAUCUUCCAUCUCUGUUUCAUUUCCAUUGACCGCCACUGUGCCAUCUGUGAGCCUCUGCUCUACCCCUCCAAGUUCACAGUCAGAGUGGCCCUCAGGUACAUCCUGGCAGGGUGGGGGGUGCCAGCAGCUUACACUGCCUUAUUCCUCUACACAGAUGUGGUCGAGAGAGGGCUCAGCCAGUGGCUGGAAGAGAUGCCUUGUGUGGGCAGUUGCCAGCUGCUGUUCAACAAGUUUUGGGGCUGGUUAAACUUCCCUGUGUUCUUUUUCCCCUGCCUCAUCAUGAUCAGCUUGUAUGUGAAGAUCUUCAUGGUUGCUACCAGGCAAGUUCAGCAGAUCAACAUCUUGAGCAGAAGCCUGGCUGGGGCUCUUAAACGUGAAAGAAAAGCUGCCAAGACCCUGGGCAUCGCCGUGGGCAUAUACCUCUUGUGCUGGCUUCCCUUCACCAUUGACACGAUGGUUGACAGCCUCCUUAACUUUAUCACACCACCACUGGUCUUCGAUGUCUUUAUCUGGUUUGCUUACUUCAACUCAGCCUGCAACCCCAUCAUCUAUGUCUUUUCCUACCGGUGGUUCAGGAAGGCGCUCAAACUCUUCCUGAGUCGGGAGAUCUUCACACCGCGGACACCCACUACUGAUUUGUACCAAGAAUGA